This is a messenger RNA of Protopolystoma xenopodis, 249 nucleotides long. NCBI's taxonomy places the organism in Eukaryota, Metazoa, Platyhelminthes, Monogenea, Polystomatidea, Polystomatidae. The record is from the annotation of a GenBank genome assembly.
GGCUCCGGCUCUUCCAGCAGCCAAUGCAGCUACACAUAUCGAGGCUCGAGUCCGGCUUCUGAGUCGGAGACGAAAGCCAUAAUCAAUCAGCUGAAGGAGUUUCGAAGCCAACUUAAGCUCUAUCUGACGGUGCAUUCAUAUGGACAAUUGGUCCUGACGCCAUUCGGGUACACGAAGCACGUAUACCCGAAAAACUUCAAACAGUUGGUGAGUUUACUCUUGUUCAUCAGAAAAGAAACCACGGAAUAG